Molecule: messenger RNA, 1122 nt
Organism: Trichechus manatus latirostris (Florida manatee)
Lineage: Eukaryota; Metazoa; Chordata; Mammalia; Sirenia; Trichechidae
Gene: HSD3B2
Product: hydroxy-delta-5-steroid dehydrogenase, 3 beta- and steroid delta-isomerase 2
Exons: 3
Coding region: 1-1122 (373 amino acids)
Biological process (GO): steroid biosynthetic process
Molecular function (GO): 3-beta-hydroxy-Delta5-steroid dehydrogenase (NAD+) activity
Source: RefSeq, a predicted model, not a curated record
AUGACUGGGUGGAGCUGCCUUAUAACAGGAGCAGGAGGGUUUCUGGGUCAGAGGAUCGUCAGCUUGUUGGCAGAGGAGAAGGAGCUGCAGGAGAUCCGAGCCCUGGACAAGGUCUUCAGACCGGAAUUGCAAGAAGAAUUUUCUAAGCUCAAGCACAAGGUCAAGCUGACAAUGCUGGAAGCAGACAUCCUGGAUAAGCAGUGCCUGAAGAGAGCCUGCCAGGGCAUCUCAGUUGUCAUUCACUCUGCCUCUAUCAUUGACAUAAUGGGAACCAUUCAGAGAGAGACCAUUAUGAACAUCAAUCUGAAAGGUACCCAGCUCUUGUUGGAAGCCUGUGUCCAGGCUAAUGUGCCAAUCUUCAUCUAUACCAGCACCAUAGAAGUGGCUGGGCCCAACUCCUACAGUGAGAUCAUCCAGAAUGGCCACGAAGAAGAACAUCUGGAAUCUAAAUGGUCCUCUGCAUACCCAUACAGCAAAAAGCUUGCCGAGAAGGUUGUGCUGGCAGCUGAUGGCUGGACCCUUAAAAAUGGUGGCACCUUGUACACUUGUGCCUUAAGGCCCAUGUAUAUCUAUGGGGAAGGAAACCCAUUCAUGUGUCAACAUAUAAACCAGGCCCUACAGAACAAUGGCAUCCUGACAGAUUUUGCCAGGCACUCCCUUGUCAACCCAGUCUAUGUUGGCAAUGUGGCCUGGGCUCACAUUCUGGCCUCAAAAGCCCUGCGGGAUCCCAAGAAAGCCCCAAGCAUCCGAGGACAGUUCUACUACAUCUCAGAUGACACACCUCACGGAAGCUAUAGUAACUUCAAUUACAUCCUGAGCAAAGAAUGGGGUCUCCAGUUUGAUUCCAGAAUGACCCUUCCUGUAUCUCUGUGGUACUGGAUUGCCUUCCUGCUGGAAAUAGUGAGCUUCCUGCUGAGCCCAAUCUACAAAUAUCAACCCCCCUUCACCCGCCACCUGGUGACAUUGUCAAAUAGUGUGUUCACCUUCUCCUAUAAGAAAGCCCAGCAAGAUCUGGGAUAUAAGCCACUCUACAGCUGGGAGGAAGCCAAGCAGAAAACCACCCAGUGGGUUGGCUCCCUGGUGAAAGAGCACAAAGAGGCCCUGAAGACAAAGAUUCACUGA